CUUUUAUUUUCUGCUCUGAGCAGAUUCGACUCUGAUCUGAUUUCUGGAUUCACACAACAUGAAGAGCAGCAGCUGGAUUUCACUGUGCGGGGUUCUGGCUGUGGUUUGUGCCGUUCAGGCCACACACACAUAUUACUCCACACUGCGUUGUGAGUGUAAUGGGAGAUCUCGGUAUUGCCUUCGCGACGCUUUCGGCCUGCACUGCAUCGACUGUCAGGGAAACACUGAGGGUCGCCACUGUGAGCGCUGCAAGGCCGGCUUCUACCUGGAGGGGGCAGGACAGAGCUGCACGCCCUGCCGCUGCAACUCCACAGGUUCCGUUAGCGCCACGUGUGACAGCAGGGGGCGCUGCAGCUGUAAAGAAGGUGUUACAGGAGAAAAAUGUGACCGCUGUCCGGACGGCCCGAUCGGACCGAACGGCUGCUCGCAAAGACGUCAGCCCAGAGAGGAUUCUGGGACUCAGACACUUCCAUGUUUCUGUUACGGCCACAGCAGCCGGUGUUCUGCACAGUCCGGUUUCUCCGUCCACAACAUCACCUCCACCUUCGCUCACGGUCCGGAGGGUUGGAAGGUGGCGACGGCUCAAGGCGUCACCCCCGGUGAGGUUCACUUCCGGUGGUCGCCGACGCACCAGGACCUGGAGGUGAUUUCCAAAAACAGCCUGCCUGUUUACCUGUACGCCCCAGCUCCUUACCUGGGGAACCAGUUGCUGAGUUAUGGUCAGGACUUUUCCUUCUCCUUGCGUCUGGACCGAGGCGUCCGACACCCGUCCACCAACGACGUGAUCCUGGAAGGUGCUGGUCUAAAGGUCUCGGCCUCGCUGGGCGACCUGCGGUCCAUCGUCCCCUGUGGUCAGAAAAUCAACUACAGGUUCAGGCUGGAUGAGCAGCCUGGCAGCAGGUGGAGGCCUCAGCUCUCCUCCCUCCAGUUCCAGACCCUCCUCCAGAACCUCAGCGCCGUCAAGAUCCGGGCAACGUUCGGAGAAAACGGACGUGGUUACCUCGACAACGUGCAGCUGGUGUCAGCACAGCGUGGAGAUGGCGCCCCGGCCCGCUGGGUUCAGACCUGCAGCUGCCCCACGGGAUACGAGGGCGAGUUCUGCGAGCGCUGCUCCGCUGGUUUCAGACGCAGGAUCCCUGCAGACGGAGCCUUCAGCCCCUGCGAGCCCUGCAGCUGCAGAGGAGGCAGCUGUGACCCUCAGACCGGAGACUGCUACUCUGCUGACGAGACGCCCGGAGAACAGGGCUGCCCUGAGGGGUUUUAUGGAGACCCUGCAGGAGAUGCUGGAGCGCGGCGCCCCUGCACACCCUGUCAGUGCAACGGUCACAUUGAUGUCAGCGCGGCGGGAAGCUGCGAUCGCAGCAGCGGCGAAUGUCUGAAGUGUCUGAACAACACGACGGGACGGAGCUGUGAGGCCUGUGUGAGAGGUUUCUACCACAGCCGACCCACCGACGCCUGCAGACCGUGUGACUGUGACAUCCAGGGCUCUGAGUCCGGACAGUGUGAUGAUCUGGGCCGCUGUCGGUGCAGACCGGGCUUCGAGGGUCUGAGGUGUCACCGAUCGGACUGCCCCGCCUGCUUCAGCCCCAUCAAGACAAAGAUGGAAGCUUACGCUGCCAGACUGAAGGAGCUGGACUCUCAGUUCUCAGACAUGGACGGAGGUUUGACACCAGCCGACAGCUCUCAGAUGGAGGCCGCCCUGAGAGCCAUCGAGCAGCAGGUGAACGACCUGCAGGACACCACCGAGCAUCUCACAGAAUCAGAGAAGAGGCUGCAGGGUCGUCUGUCGUCCAUCAGCAGGAGUCAGCUGACCACAGGACAGGACAUCCAGAACAUCGCCGACACAGCCGACGACAUCGAACAACGGCAGAAAGCCUACAAGACUGAGGUGGAGGAGGUCCAGGCUCUGAUGGCGGAGAUUAAACGCAAACUGGAGGAGGCCAAGACCAAGCUCAGAUCAGCUGAGUUUCCUCUUGGAGAUGCUCCGCUGGGUUCAAACCUCCUGUCUUCGUUGGUGCAGACAGCUGUCAGCCUGGCAGAUAAGCAUCAGACAAAGGCUAAUUCUGUGGAGCAAACUGCCAACGAGGCUCUGAGUGACUCUGAGAAGAGUCUGGCUCUGGUCCGAACUCUCAUGAACAAAGAGAACAAAGUCAAAGAGCUGAUUGGAGAUCUGAAAACUAUGUACGACCAGACUUCUGCCCAGGUGAAGGGUUUGGAGAACCAGGCCAUCCGCUUGAGCAGCGAGGCCAGAGAUGAGAGCAAAAUGGCCGAUGGCAUGUUGAAAAAUAUCGCCAACAUGGAGCGAAACAUCCCAACAUCCCUGAAGGAGAAGAUGGACGACAUGGUUUCCAGGUUGGACGGUCUGAAGAAGGUGGUGGAUGGGAACAUCUCAGGCUUCGAGGCGCUGCAGGACGGCGUGCAGCAAGAUAAGGCCACCAGCGAGAACCUGCUCGCCAAGGGCAAAGCUGCCCAGCAGGAGUUCAACAGGCUGCUGGACAGAGUCAACGAUGCCAAGGCCAUCACUGAGGACGCUCUGCAACGCAUCAACACCAACACCAACGAGCUGGACGACGCACUCAACACCCUGAAAGGAUUCGACCAGCAGAUAGACGGCAGCAGAGCUCUGGCUGACGCCGCCAUCGGACGUCUUCCUGGCAUCAACGCCACCAUCCAGCAGGCUGUUAGCAACAACGAUGAGACGCUGUCUGUUCUGGGAGAUGUGUCCGAAGAUUACCACAGCACUCUGGGAUCCAUCAGUGAGCUGGAGGACCUGGUCAGCAGUCUGGAGGGAAUGUUUGGAUCUUUGCCGUCUCAUGCCAAUCUGGUGAAUGAAGCCUCCAAACUAAGGAAGGAGGCAGAGGAUCUGAAGACAAAGACGGUCGAUGUAGCUGAAGACCUGGGACUGAAGCUUGAUAAUGCCAGGAGGCUGGAGGUUGAUGCUGAACAGGCUGCUGUCGGAGCGGCUGCAGCUUUCAGCAACGCCAAACAGACCAGAGACGCUGUGGGGAAAACACUACGAAACGUCAACAGCCUGCUGGCUAACAUGAACAAACCCGACGUUGUGGAUGAAAAUCAUCUGAAGCAGCUGGAGGAGUCUCUGGCCGGCGCUCAGAGAGACGUGGAGGGUCACCUGAGGCCUCGGCUCAGGGAGAUGGAGCAACAGGAGGCCGCCAUGCGUCGCCGGCUGGCUGGCAUCAACCUGGACAUCGACACCAUCCUGGGAGACAUCGCUAACCUGGAGGAGAUCCUGAAGACCGUCCCCAGCGACUGCUUCAACACCCGCCUCAUUGAGGAGGCCUGAGCGUCAUUACCUGCUGCCAAGGUCUGGUUUUACAGAAGAGAACCCAAACCCACCCAGUCUUAGAAAACAAAGGGUGGUCACAGUCAGUUUUAAACUACUGUUUUUACAGGACCAUCAAGUUUAAAGAAUAAAUCCUAUUCAGAGUGUAAAUCUGACAUUACAUUUUUCAGAACCAUCCAGUUUCAUUUUUCUUCCCUGUAAAUGAUCAAAUCUGUCGCAGAGAAGCAGGAGACCUUUGUCCUCAGCCUUCAUCUGCUCUGACGCCUCACGGCUGUCCACCUGUCUGAGGUUUACUGUUCACAGUAAAUACCAGAAUAACCUGAGAAAGCAAAAUUACUUUAAAGUAAUUUUAUGUUAGAGGAGAAGAAAACACAUCAUCC
This is a messenger RNA of Toxotes jaculatrix (banded archerfish), 3681 nucleotides long. RefSeq names its product laminin, gamma 2 (gene lamc2). The record is from RefSeq and is a predicted model, not a curated record. The transcript is spliced from 20 exons. Gene Ontology annotation, molecular function: extracellular matrix structural constituent. Bases 59 to 3301 code for a protein of 1080 amino acids. Lineage: Eukaryota; Metazoa; Chordata; Actinopteri; Toxotidae.